Pelodiscus sinensis (Chinese soft-shelled turtle) is the source of this 1528-nucleotide messenger RNA. The record is from RefSeq and is a predicted model, not a curated record. Lineage: Eukaryota; Metazoa; Chordata; Testudines; Trionychidae.
UUAAACGCUGUCCUGGAGGAGUCACUUCCGGGCCUUGAGGAUCUGCUGCUGGAGCCUGCUCAGCGCACCGUCGAUGACCUCCUGGAUCCUGCUCUGCUCAGCCUUCGGCAGCCCAUCGUGCACACAGUGUCAGUGGUGUGUGGCAGCUCACGGCUUCAGAUCAUGGUGCCGGCGGAUCUCUUUGGGAACGGCGUGCCCAUCACUGACAGGGAGCUGAUGCUGGGGGCUGGCUGUGCUGUGACUGAUGUUGGGGAAGAGACCUUCCAGCUGGACUACCUGCUAUUGGCAUGCGGGGCCACCAUGGAGCUCCUCCCUGACACCAUCCACUACAGAAACGUCCUCUACUACAGGCCCUUUGCUCUGGAGGGCGUGAGCCGCGCCAGCGCCUUCUCCCUCCCCAUCGACUGCUACUACCCCAGGUCUGGGAAUGUCUCCUCCUCGGGCCUUCAGCCUACCUGGGCCCCCUUCAGCGCCACACUAAUGCACAGACAGCGCCUGGACUUUGCCCUGGAUGUCUAUGACAGUACCUGGUCCUCCCCCCUGUCUGACCCCACGUCCUACCUUGGUGACCUGAUAAACAUCCAGGCCUCGGUGAGGACAGGCAGCCAUGCACCGCUGAAGAUCUACAUAGACGAGUGUGUGGCCCAGCCAAGUGUGGAGUCCUCUGUGAAAUAUGAAGUCAUCACAGACCACGGGUGCCUUGUGGACGGGCAGCACAGCCGCUCUCGCUUCCUCACCCCCCGGGGAGACCACUUCCUCCGGUUUCAGCUGGACACGUUUGUCUUCACUGGUGCUUCUAACAACCAGAUCUAUCUGCUGUGCCACCUGAAGGCAGUAGCUGCUGGCCCUGCCACCCAGCACAACAAGGCCUGCUCCUAUGACCCAGCCACUGCAGCCUGGCUCUCCCACGAAGGAGGAGACUGCUCCUGCUGUGCUUCCCCUGCUCACUGUGGGACCAGGAGGCGGCGCCGGCAUCUUCCUCAGGACCGGGAAGGGCUCCUUGGAGAAGUGGACAUUCAGCUUGGCCCCAUCAAGCUGGCCUCCAAUUCCUCUGCUGUGCUGGCCUCUAGCUCCCACACAGCGGCUUCCACAGAGCCUGCCUCAGCCAUGCCUGUGGCUGUUGAGGUGUCUUCCACCAUGACUACCUCUGGCAUCCCUAAAGCCAUCCGCCCAGUCCUGCUGUCCCCAAAUCAGGCAGCAAAUCCCAUCGUGAGAGAGGAAACAAAGGACUCCUCAGGGCUGCAGCUCCCCUUCUCUGUCACAACCCUGGCCAUCGCCGUGAUGUCCUCCAUCUUCGUCUUCCUGGGGAUCCUGGGUUGCUACUGCUCCACAAAGCGCUACCACAGAGGCUACCGGAUGGGUGCUGCUGAUGCUGCCUUGGGGGAGGCUGGUGCUGUUGCCAUGGCACCCACAGCUGCUGGAAACUCCAGUGUAGCAUCCAAGAAACCUGGUGCAGUGGUGGCUUCAGCUUGCGGGGAGUCUGGCGCUGUAUGAACCUCCAGCCUCUUGAAAAAUUAAACCCGUCAGU